Molecule: messenger RNA, 4289 nt
Organism: Tyto alba (common barn owl)
Lineage: Eukaryota; Metazoa; Chordata; Aves; Strigiformes; Tytonidae
Product: 1-acylglycerol-3-phosphate O-acyltransferase Pnpla3-like
Exons: 9
Coding region: 949-2169 (406 amino acids)
Biological process (GO): triglyceride catabolic process; lipid homeostasis; positive regulation of triglyceride catabolic process
Cellular component (GO): lipid droplet; membrane; cytoplasm
Molecular function (GO): triacylglycerol lipase activity
Source: RefSeq, a predicted model, not a curated record
ACAUGACAAAUUCUGAUCUCAUGUAAGGAAAAGGAAAUUACUGUGAGGGUUGUAAAAUACUGAAUCAGGUGCCCAGAGAGGUUGUGGAACCUCCAACCUUGGAGGCGUUCAAAACUUGGCUGGACCCAGCCCUCAAUUAGUACAUUAGUUGUGCGUGACUAUACACAAGUAAGUUUUUGACUAAAAUUGAUGUGUGUAUCUCAUCUGUUACAGGUUUGUAGCUGGAUGUUUUAAACAAAAGGUUUUCUUUGUGCUUCAUAUUACCUGUUGGAUAGGCAAACAGAGUCUGUAGAAUUUCAAGUCUGAAUAAAUGUAAGCAUUAGCCACUGAAUGGAAAAAAAAGUGUACCUUUCCAGACUGAGGAAGAAGUUUCCUUCACUGAAUCUGGGGGAAGGUAGAGGGAAAAGCUUAAAGGUGACUGUUCUUCUGAGGAUGAUGUGCAUUCCAGGCUAUUCCAAACAAACUGAACUUGCACUCCUUGUUAGAUCUUCUCCAUGGAUGUCUUGAAGAUCUGGUAUUUUGGUGGUGAUGUAGUCAUCCAUUUGAGUGGGGCACUGAAGAGAACAGGUUUGGUGACGGCUGUAAAUACAAUGUCAGGUUUUACUCUGUGGGAAACAAUAGUUAUCUGUUAAAAAGAGGAAUAUAGAAGUAUAACUUGCAAUGUAGACAUAUAACUAGAAACAGUUCACAUUUAAUAGGAACAUUAAUUUCUUUAGCUCUCUUGCGUUUCAAAAAAUAAAACAGAUGUACCAAGGUCUGCUUAAAAUCCCAGUCUGACUUGAGCUCCAGCCCUCUGUCCCUUUCUGAGAAGAUCCCAUUUUGGAAUACACCAGCCUAAGAGCUCAAGCUUGUGCAGAUGUUCUGGCAUUAGCCAAAGAAGCUAGAAAGCGAAAUCUUGGUCCUCUUCAUCCUUCCUUUAAUGUGGUAAAGAUUAUAAGAGAUGGACUGAUGAGAAAUCUUCCAGAAAAUACUCACCAGUUGUCAUCGGGCAGACUGUGUAUUUCACUAACCAGAGUAUCAGAUGGUAAAAAUGCAUUGAUAUCUAAUUUUAACUCUAAAGAAGAAGUUGUCCAGGCUUUAAUCUGUAGUUCAUUUGUUCCUAUUUAUUGUGGCCUAAUUCCACCAUCAUUUAGAGGUGUGCGUUAUGUGGAUGGAGGAAUCAGUGACAACUUACCUCACUAUGAAUCUAAGAACACCAUCACAGUUUCACCUUUUGCUGGGGAGUGUGAUAUCUGCCCAAAGGGCAACUCUGCCAACUUUCAUGAAAUGAAUUUGACCAACACCAGCAUUCAGCUCAGUUUGGGGAACCUUUAUCGUCUAACACAAGCACUCUUUCCACCAGAACCUAAGGUACUAGGAGAGAUCUGCGAGCAAGGUUAUUCAGAUGCUCUUAAAUUCUUGAGAGAGAAUGGUAUUCUGAAUGACUCAAUUUAUAUCCAGUUGUCCUUCACAAAAAGAAAUCUUAAUGAGGGUGCACAACACAUUGACAAUAGGAAGAAAAAAAAAUUGACAGAAGAUUGCAGACCAGAAACUUUGAAAAUGGAAGUACUUAAUGACCAGCUGAAGCAAAACCCCUGGCCUUUGGAGAAGAGCAUAUUUGAGAGUCUACCUCCUAGACUUCGUAAAGCACUGCAGGAAGCUUGUAAAGAACAGAAUGGAUUCUAUGCUCAGUUCUCUAAACUCUUCCCAAUGCGGGUGAUAUCAUAUCUGAUGCUACCAUAUACGCUACCAGUAGAGUCUGCUUACUCUGUUGCUUUACGGUUAGUAAACUGGUUUCCUGACAUGCCUGCUGAUGUUCGAUGGAUGCAAGAACAGCUUUGUCGGAUUGCUGGUACAGUUUAUUCGCAGGCUAAAAGCAAGCUAUUCUGUACAUCCAGGAAAGACAACUAUGCAUCACUAAGAAAAUGUCAAACUGUCCCAUCUACUAUGGAAUUUCUUUCUUCAUACUGCCGCCUUAAAAUGCCUCACUCUUCUGCAGACCUUGAAACCUGGCUCUGGGAAUCUUCAUGCUUCAUGCACUCAGCUAUGAAAAAUGAUUCUGCUAACAUGCAGGAGCAUUCAGACUUAAACUCCUAUCCUAAUUUUCUCCCAAAUUCUGAUGAGUCUGGGUUAGAAAUAGAUUUUGACUCUUCCUCAGAGACAAGCUUCCAAACUGCUCCAGAGUAUUAAUUUGGAAGUAGAUCCCACAGUUUCCAAAAUUCCAAUUUGGCAGAGAAAUUUCAAUCUUAAAGGACUAAAGACCACUUUCUUUAUUGCCAAUAAGUCUUGGGAAAUUAUUUGUUUACAGCUUCCUGACAAAUCUGCCUUGGGAAUUCCACUGUUUUAAGGAUUAUAAAAACAGUAGCUGCUAUACUAAGUAACAGACUACAAUUUUGUCAAAGCACCAGCUCAAUUAACUGUAGUAAGAUUUGUAAUAAACAUUGUCUCUCUGGAAAUAAAUAAAAAAAAAAUCUUUCAGCAUAAAAAUGUAAAUUCUCUAAACAGAUUGUUAGACAAACAAGCAUUGAUAACAAAGCUUUUUUAAAAUACAAUUCUUAAUAUUAUGUGGUAGGAUUCCUUUUAUAGCACUUAAAUGAAAUUAGACUUUUAUUUCAUAAAGGGAAAUAUACAAAUGAGCUUUUUAGUGGCCUCCGGUGUCCAUUUGCCUUAUGUUUAGUAAACACUGUUGUGUUUAUGGAAAAGUAGUCUGCUUAAGAUACUGUAGGAACAGUAGUAUUCUAGGUUGUUGUAUGUAUUCCACAGUUCACAUUGCUUCUCCUCUAUGGUUCUUUCACUGUGCAAAUACUUGAAGGGAAAAAGACAUAAGAAAUGGGACAGGUUCCCCUGAAGUGUAAACAGGUACAGUUUCAGUAAUUUCAGAGGACUUUUUCUGUGAUUAAUAAGGGCUUAAUACUCAACAAAGUGGGUCAAAUAGUGACUGUAAUUAGAAGCAAACAGUAAUUUGAGAAGGUGUUAAACUUUACAGAAGACACUAACAAAAAUCAGUGUAUAGCAAGUGGUGAAUGAUGUUUAGGUUUUCUCUGUGAUUGCUGCCCAAUCAUUCUCAAUCACCUUUUUCCCUCUAACUUGAGAGAUUUUUCUUCUCUUCUUUCACUUCCCUCUUGCUAAAGGAGGGAAGAUAAAAGGGAUCCCUCCUUUCUCAGUGAGGUAUGAUAACCCAAAGGAACUUGACCAAUUGCUAAAAGAAUCAAACAUGUAAGACUCAGUGGGAGUAUCAGUAUUUAGGGAGCUCUGUGAAAGUCUCAAAUAAUGGGUUGAAAGUCAGCCAAAUUGUAUCUGUAUUGAGUGAUGGGCACUUUAAACACUUUCCACUACAGAGAUUCUGCAUAAUUUUAAUGAAGACAAUGCAUUAGUGUAUGAAUACAUCAGGAGAAGUAACUAACUUUUAAGGUUAACUACUCUUUUGAUGUUUUGUUCUGAUGUCUUGUACAAUUUUUUUAAAAAUAGGAAACAGUGAUGGCUUUGAAGCUGAGUUUGCGCAUGUGUUUGAGGGCAGAUGUGUGACAUGUGAAAGCUGCUCAUUCAAAAAUAUAAAUUCUCUGUAACUCCGGUGCAGCCCAGGGCAGACACUAUAGAUGCUUACUGGGAGUAUCUUGUACAACGAGCAGCAGUGAUUAGGUUGUGAUGCUCAGAAGAAAGAACUCUGGAGUGUGAACUUCAGUAUUCAGAAGUCUGUCAAAUAGCAAAAUGUAGCAUUUUGAAUUGGAACAGCUUUUAGGCAGUUUCUCAGUUGCGAUUUCCCUAAGCUUGAAAUGCUAAAUUUUACAAUGUUAAAAUUGAUUUUUAGAAUGGUGGGGGACAGGGGAGAAAGUGUCAGGCUAUCCGUUUCUGUACCACAGAAGACUGGUGCUAUUUUACGUCAGCUCUUUUGUUAAUUUCUUCUGUGUAUGUAUCUUCAAAUUUGCAAGAAGAAUUGGAAAUGUUACUCUAACUACAAUUAAAAGAUAUGAGGUCUGGUUUACAUUGUCUGUCUUCUAUAGCUUUAAACUUUCUAUAAUUUAAUUUUAUAAUGUUCUGCAAGAAGUUAGUUUUACCAGUACAUCUUAAACUUCAAGCAGGAAUGCCAAGUUUUGCUUCCUUACUGUGUACUGGAAUAGUUCUAUUAACUACAUUUAAAUCAACCUUAACCACUUCUGUUGUGCACAGCUGAUUUUUGUCUCCCUUUUUCUAAAAGAAGACAAUCUCUUCUGUUACUGUGUUUUCUAAGCUUUCUUGGGGGUAAUAUACCUAGUGUAAGUUAAAUCAGAAUGUGUUAAUUUCAUUGACUAUUAAAGCUUUAAUGGUUGUGA